This is a messenger RNA of Malassezia sympodialis ATCC 42132, 900 nucleotides long. RefSeq lists its product as uncharacterized. Lineage: Eukaryota; Fungi; Basidiomycota; Malasseziomycetes; Malasseziales; Malasseziaceae. The record is from RefSeq and is a predicted model, not a curated record.
AUGGUGCUGCGCAGUGAUACCCAGGCGCCUCUUUCGCCGAGCGCCGUGCACGACGGCGUGUCGUAUGCGACGGCCCAGCUGCGGCGCCAGCGCCGAGUCGUAGGCGGCUCGGUCGAGCGUGCCUCGCCUUACUGGCGCGCGCGCCGCAGCGCGGGCUUGCUGCCUGGUGUGCGCCCUGAUGGUCCGCAGCGCGCGCGCCUCCCGGUGAUGCGCGGCGAGUGGGAGCGGUACCAGGCCGCGUACCUGCGCAUGCUCUCGCUCUCUCGGAAGGCCAAGGCGCCCGAGCCGGCCGCGAGCGAAGACGAGUCGGACUCGGACGGUGCGACGCCGCCCGGCGAGCACCGGCGCCAGCUCGUGAAUAUGGUCAACGAGGUGCUCCCGCGCCUUGCCGAGUGGGACGAGGCCGAUGAACGGCAGCUGCGUGAGGGCCGCUUUGGCUGGCUCUAUGCGGCGCCGUGUGAUGCGCGUGUGCCGCGCUCGACGCUGCUGCAAGCGCUGCACUACUACGUGGCGCGCUUUUACGAUACGCACGGCCUCCUCCGUCCUGUCGCUGCCUCCGCCGCGACGACCGACGCCACGCCGGACGAGUGUGAACGCGCGCGAGACGAGUCGGCGCAGCCCAUGCCGGAGAUGGAGCCAGGGUCGCCGCUGUGGACGUACUGGGCGCACCACUCUCUGGGCUGGGCACGCACGAUGGCCUGGCGUAUGGACGCCAGUGCGCUGGUGGCGCUCGGCACGCUGGUCGAGGCGCUGGUCGAGGAGCUGGUGCCGCGCGCCGCACCCGUCGCCGCACGCCCCGUCGCAUCGCGGAGGCGCGAUGCUGAGGCGCUGUGUGAGGCUCGCAGGGCGCAGGCGCCAGCGCAGCGUGGCAUUUCGCGGUACUGGGCUCAUGCCACAUAG